AUGGAGCCUCCCCCCAUGCGCCUUCUAUUGAAUGAGCUGGCAGGUGGUGACAUGGAGAAGAAAGAGCAGGGGGGAGGCGAUGUCUACACAGAUGAUUCAUGCAGGACCUAUGACGAUUCGUUAUUAAGGCUUCAACCAUUCCAUAUAUCUGAGCAUAUAUGGAAUGGAGCUGAAGAUAAGGUUUUGAAGGUUAGGAGAGCAACACAAUCAGAGUUGCGUGGUGUUGAGAUUCCAGCUGCUAUUCAGGAUCUUCUACAGAGGGCUGGUUUUAUGGGGAUGGCGCAGAUCAGUUACUUUCCUGUGGACAAUCAUUUAAUUUCUCCCUUAGUUAAGCGAUGGAGACCAGAGACCCACACGUUUCACAUGCCCUUCGGCGAGUGUACUAUCACGUUGGAGGAUGUUGCAAUGUUACUUGGGUUGAAGAUCUCCGAGGCCCCCAUUACUGGAUACGCAACUAUGGAUUGGGGAGCUCUUGUGCAGCGCCUUCUUGGCAUGACACCCCCUAAGUCAAUGCUUGUUGGCGGUCGAUUGAGGAUGAGCUGGAUUGACCGACACUUUUCUAAUGUUUCUAAGCAUAUACAUAUCCAGGAACAGUUGGAACGCUAUACUAGAGCGUUCAUUUUACGCAUAAUCGGGGGAUAUCUAUUAACUGAUCACUCUAGCUUGUUUGUAUCCCUCAAAUACCUGAGUUUCCUAGAAGACCUGGAUGUUUGUGGUCAAAUGAGUUGGGGGUCAUGCGUGCUGGCGAAUAUGCACAGGGAGUGGUGCGUGUGCACGAAUUAUGAUCACAAGGAAAUUGGUGGUUCAGGUAUUCUACUGUAA
Molecule: messenger RNA, 822 nt
Organism: Cajanus cajan (pigeon pea)
Lineage: Eukaryota; Viridiplantae; Streptophyta; Magnoliopsida; Fabales; Fabaceae
Source: RefSeq, a predicted model, not a curated record